AUGCGUGCGUCGCUCGUGCUCGUUAUCGCCUCGUUGUUCCAUCGGCGCGAGUCUCUGGCACGCGGUGAGAGUCAGAGAGUCACUUGCUCCGAUAUCGGACAUAACCCUGCCGGUUGGUUAGCCAAACAUUUCAGCUCGGACACUACGAAAGCUUUCGACCUCAAGUUCUACAUCUCGACAAAUUGGAAGAAGGAACCAGUGCAAAUUGACACCAACGACUGGUCUCAGCUGGCGUCCAGUGGCUUCGAUACGUCGUCGAAAACGUUUAUUAUUAUUCACGGGUACUUCUCUGGAGGACAACAGCCAUGGGUUUUGGAGCUAAAAAAUGUACUUCUCGACAGGACAUAUGGCAAUGUAAUUAUGGUAGACUGGAGUGGCGGAAGCAACAAGAAGAAUUAUGUCAACGCUGCUAAAAAUACAAUUGUCACUUCCAAUCAUAUAUUAAACUUUUUACAGAGACUGCAGUGUCAAAUUCAAUAUCUGAAGAGGUCACCGGGCAAGAUGCUCUUCAAUCAUUUGCACUUGAUUGGACAUAGUCUAGGCGCACAUGUGUGUGGGCAAACAGGUCAUUUACUGAAGAACGAUAAUUUUUGGAAGGUGGAUAGAAUCACAGGCUUGGAUCCGGCCAAACCAUGUUUCACUAAUGUUGAAAUAAAUUUGCGAAUCGAUAAGGAAAAUGCAGAUUUCGUUGAUAUUAUUCAUACGCAGAUUGGACGUGGAUUUACCCAUGCUCUGGGCUUGAAUGACGCUGUGGGACACAUUGAUUUUUAUAUGAAUGGUGGUUACCUGCAGCCUGAAUGUCAAGGUAAAACUUUUGGUUAUAAUGAGAUGAUAUGCAGCCACAGACUCGCAACCAAAUAUUUCAUCGAAUCGGUACGCUACGGGGAAAAUUGCACGUUCCCAGCUCAGCGAUGGGAUGGCACCUAUACGGACGCCCAAGUCCUCAUUAGUUUUUUUAAAAAAGGAUGGGACUGCAACUCAUGUCCGAAAUUAGGACUAGAUGCUGUGAAUAGCUCGAUACAAGGAGUUUUUUUGGUACUGACCGGCACGCAUCAACCUUAUUGCAGAUUUAAUGCUGACAUAGAUCUUCAAAAUAUAAUACCUGGUAUUACGAAAUUAAGAGAAUGCAGAUCCAUCUUCGAUUGUAAAAAAAAUGUAAAACUAUCAUACUUACCCAGCGUGUUUCCAUUGUAAAUAUUACAGACAUAACAACCAAUGGAGUAAAUGUGUUCCUAAAUAAAUUAAUUAUAACC
Molecule: messenger RNA, 1253 nt
Organism: Phymastichus coffea
Lineage: Eukaryota; Metazoa; Arthropoda; Insecta; Hymenoptera; Eulophidae
Product: pancreatic triacylglycerol lipase-like
Exons: 7
Coding region: 1-1194 (397 amino acids)
Molecular function (GO): lipase activity
Source: RefSeq, a predicted model, not a curated record